Messenger RNA from Spodoptera frugiperda (fall armyworm), 817 nucleotides. Its product is annotated as androgen-dependent TFPI-regulating protein-like. The record is from RefSeq and is a predicted model, not a curated record. The coding region runs from base 90 to 794 and encodes 234 amino acids. The transcript has 2 exons. Lineage: Eukaryota; Metazoa; Arthropoda; Insecta; Lepidoptera; Noctuidae. Gene Ontology annotation, cellular component: membrane; endomembrane system.
UCGUGACAGUAUUGCGAGAGACGUCGACUGAAACAGACGUUGGGAAAAGUGUUGCAAUAGUUAAUUAUUUUUAAAUUAUUUUUUUCAAAAUGAUAGUUUUAUUCCAUUUAGCUGUGAUCAGCGUAUAUUCCUACGCAUUCUGGUUCGAUCAGAAGUAUAUUGACAUCGAAUAUCCGUCUAAAGAAUUCGAGUUCAUCCCGUUGAAGGCUCGAGUUUUAUUUUUCACGUUUUGGACUCUUGCGCUCCAGCAUGUCUACUUCGUGAUAUCUCUCCUGAACGAUAUCUUCGGCACCAACGAAGUCACGCGAAAACCGCCUCUAAUCCGUCAAAUUAAGGACGUCGUCUUCAGCAUCACACUGUGCACAGCAUUCUACGUGGUCCUUGUAUUUUGGACCUUCUACAUAUUCAACAAAGAGGCUAUUUUCCCUCCUGAGGCCGAACUUAAAUUCCCGAAAUGGAUCAACCAUAUUAUGCACACGUCAAUUUUGCCUAUAAUUCUCAUUGAGCUGCUUGUUACGAGAAGGAAUUUCCCAACGAAGAAGACUGGUUUUACUGUAGCCAUAACCAUGACAGCUAUCUACGCGGCAUAUAUUCACAUUGUGUACUUCAAAUAUGGUAUUUGGCCCUACCCCUUCCUCUAUGUUGUCAGUUGGACCACCAAGACUUUAUACUUCAUCGGCAGCGCAGUCCUGGGGAUGGUCUUCUAUUUAUUCGGCGAAAAAUUAGACUCUCUUGUCUCAGGAAAGAGUAGAACUCCUGUAUCUCAUAUGAAUGGAUCUAAGAAAGUACAUUAAAUUAUUUUUAGAGUAAGCUAGUA